This is a messenger RNA of Thyridium curvatum, 3234 nucleotides long. RefSeq lists its product as uncharacterized. The record is from RefSeq and is a predicted model, not a curated record. Gene Ontology annotation, molecular function: calcium ion binding; mannosyl-oligosaccharide 1,2-alpha-mannosidase activity. The transcript is spliced from 2 exons. Bases 1 to 3234 code for a protein of 1077 amino acids. Gene Ontology annotation, biological process: N-glycan processing; carbohydrate metabolic process. Lineage: Eukaryota; Fungi; Ascomycota; Sordariomycetes; Thyridiales; Thyridiaceae. Gene Ontology annotation, cellular component: Golgi membrane; endoplasmic reticulum.
AUGUUCCGCUUCCGCAGGUAUCGCGUCUUUGUGAUAUGUGCUGCUAUCCUGCUCCUCCUGCUCCUGCGCAUGUCCCAGAACGCCCAGUGGGAAGACAGCGCCGCCUCCAUCUACAAGCAGUACACCCACUCCGGCCCCAAGUCGAGACCUGAAAAUGGCGUCACCAGGCCGGAGAAUGCGCGCCCCGUCGAGGUUGAGAAGCAGCCCCCUCCCGUACAGGAUGUGCCCGUCAAGGAGUCGGAAGCGUUCAAACCCAUCGAGCCAGUAGACCUUCCAGAGCUCAAGUCCAGCAAGGAGACCAAUGGCCGCUUCGGCCUGCCCACGCCAGAGCAGACGGCCGGUGUCGAGGUGCCAUUGCCAACCGAACCCCUCGUCGGCGAUGCCACGCUGGUUCCGGCCGACGCAUCUAAGCCCACUGUGGCACCUGACAUUCCGGACCGGCCUCUUCCCAAGAUCGACGAGUUGUUUCCCGAAAAGCAGGAGAAGCCUCUGCAUGUGCAAAAUCCCCCGGGGGCCUACAUCCAGGACUCGCUCUCCGCCACCAGCACGAUCCACUGGCGGAAACCGCGCGAGCACUUCCCAGUCCCGGAGGAGUCCAUCAUCACGCUGCCCACCGGCAGUCCAAAGCCGAUCCCGCGAGUCCAACACCAAUUCACUGCAGAGUCCGACGAUGCUCGAGAGCAGCGCGAGUGGCGGCUGUCCAAGAUCAAACAAGAGGCAAAGGUUGCUUGGGCAGCAUAUCGCGAGCACGCCUGGCUGCAUGACGAGCUCAUGCCUGUUUCUGGCAAAUUCAAGGACCCCUUCUGCGGCUGGGCUGCGACCUUGGUCGACUCGCUCGACACUCUAUGGAUCAUGGGCUUGCAGGAGGAGUUUGACGAGGCCUAUUUGGCCCUCGACCAGAUCGAUUUCACAACCAGCCCCUUCAGGUCCGAAAUACCUGUGUUCGAGACGACCAUCCGCUAUCUGGGUGGCCUACUCGGCGCGUACGAUGUCACAGGCGGUAUCAAUGGCAAGUAUCCUCGGCUCCUCGCCAAGGCCGUAGAACUAGCCGAGAUCCUCAUGGGCGUCUUUGACACACCCAACCGCAUGCCCAUUUUGUACUACAACUGGAAGCCUACCUUUACCUCGCAGCCGCACCGGGCGUCGACCAUGGCCGGCGUCGCUGAGCUGGGCACCCUCCUCAUGGAGUUCACGCGCCUCGCCCAGCUCACGGGCCGCAACAAGUACUACGACGCUGUUGCGCGUAUCACAGACGCCCUCGAGGAAUACCAGAAUCGCGGUCUCGGCAUCCCGGGCAUCUUCCCACAGAAUCUCGAUAUCUCCGGGUGCAACAGGACCGCCACGUCUCUGCGGGACAUCGACAACAGCAGCCAGGGCGCACAGUACCAGUUUGAUUUCCUCGAUGACAAGGGAGGUGAAGGGUACAAGCCGUACGGGAGCAAGGACAAGAAGGUGUCCAAUGCGGCGCCCGACCUGGAACUUGACAUCCGACCUGGCAGCCAGCCCGGCGAGCCUGGUACCGCUGCGAUUCGCAAGAUCGAACCAGAGAAGCAGAUCGAGAAGCGAGGUGCCAAUGUGACGCUAAAUGACCUUGAGCUUGAGGACAAGCCGGCUGCGGCGACCCCGACGGCGGCUGCGGCGUCCAUGAAACAGCGAGAGGGGGUUGAGACGAAGCCGGCCACUGUCCCCAGCGUCCAGAACACACGCGCGCCGCCGUUGGCGGCAGACGGACGGUCUGCGGAGUGGGAUUGCGUCCCCCAAAAUAUCACAAGCGGCGGCUACGGCUCCGAUUCGUACAGCAUGGGUGGCAGUCAGGAUUCUGCAUAUGAGUACUUCCCCAAGGAGUACCUCCUCUUGGGCGGACUCGAAGAGAAGUAUCGUACCAUGCACGAGAAGACUGUCGCUGGCGUCAAAAAGUACUUGCUCUUCCGCCCUAUGAUCCGGGACACCAAGCGCAACUUGCUCUUCUCCGCCAAGGUGACCAGCAACGGUGGCACCAAGCCGAACGAUCUCACCUACGAUUACGAGGUUACGCACCUGACGUGUUUCCUAGGCGGCAUGUUCGGACUCGGCGGCCGGAUUUUCAACUCGCCCGAGGAUAUCGAGAUUGGCAAGCGGCUGACGGACGGCUGCGUCUGGGCCUACGAGGUCAUGCCGACGGGCGUCAUGCCCGAGUACGCCUCCAUCCUGCCCUGUGAGUCGACGACUGGCGAGUGCGAGUUCAACCAGACGAUGUGGCACGAGAAGUUGGAUCCGGGGUCGGAGUGGCGCGACCGCCAGCUCGACCAGUACCUAGUGCAGGUUGAGGAGUGGCAGGCCAAGAAGGACGAGCUGCUCAAGAUCCAGCAGCGCAAGAAGCUGGCAGAGAACGAGGCCAUGUGGACCAUGCCUAAGAAGACGCCCCCUACCCCCGAGCCAGUGGAGCGACAGGGCGAGGAGACGCUGUACGACUCGGGGUCUGCAGGCAACAGCACGAACCCACAGCCUGAGAAAGAGGACGCGAGUGGCGGCCAAUCAGCCGCAUCAGCUCCCGGAGUUGACUCGUCUGCCUCUUCCUCCUCCCCUUCUUCUUCCACCUCUAAGCAUGAGAAGCGCGCUGCCGUACCGCCCUCAGCGGAAGAGAGGAAGAAGAUCAAGGAGAAUCUGGAGAUGCUCAAGGAAAAGGAAAAGAAGCUCGAGGCCGAGCUUGACCUCAACAAUGCCGUCGGCACCGAGCACUACAGCGGCCACCGCGGCUACAUGGCGGGCGACACGGCCGGGGGCGCCCAAGACCAGACGGUCAUGACCGACGAAGCGCUGGAAGCGCUCCUGCCGCCGGAGCCCAUGAAGCCGCUGACGCACGCCGAGUACGUGAGCAACCGGAUCAAGAACGAGCGCAUCCCGCCCGGCUUCACGAGCCUCCGGGACCGGCGGUACAUCCUGCGGCCCGAGGCCAUCGAGUCGGUCUGGUACAUGUACCGCAUCACGGGCGACGCGGCCUGGCAGGACAAAGGGUGGGACAUGUGGCGCGCCAUCAUGGCGGCGUGCAAGACGGGCACGGCGCACAGCGCCAUCGACGACGUGGCCGACCUUGGCGGCGCCGACGGCAGGCCGCAGGCGACCGACUCGAUGGAGAGCUUCUGGAUCGCCGAGACGCUCAAGUACUUCUACCUGCUCUACAGCGAGCCCGACGUCAUGAGCCUCGACGAGUGGGUGUUCAACACGGAGGCGCACCCCUUCAAGCGACCCGUCUGA